This is a messenger RNA of Histoplasma mississippiense, 852 nucleotides long. RefSeq lists its product with no specific name. The transcript has 2 exons. The record is from RefSeq and is a predicted model, not a curated record. The coding region runs from base 1 to 852 and encodes 283 amino acids. Gene Ontology annotation, molecular function: protein binding. Gene Ontology annotation, cellular component: nucleus; cytoplasm. Lineage: Eukaryota; Fungi; Ascomycota; Eurotiomycetes; Onygenales; Ajellomycetaceae.
AUGGCCUUCCUCAAUCUCCCGUCAGAGUUAAUCCUAAACGUCGCAGACGAGAUCCUAAAUAACCAAGACCUCAGCAGCCUCUCUCAAACUUGUCGAGACCUCCACUCCCUUCUCAACAAUUACCUCUACCGUCGCGACGCACAAUCAGGCAAUCCACAAGCUCUCUUCUGGGCAGCCUACAGGGGCCACGUCUCUACCGCCCGCAAAGCGCUUUCGCACGGCGCGAACAUACACGCAAGGGACACCUCCACCACCUCAUUCCCAAACCACUUCCCAAGCCAAUCGCUCUCCCGACGAUGGGACUCGUGCCCAACAACCCUCCACUUCACUCCUCUUCAAAUCGCAACUUGCUACCUGCGCGAGAGCAUGGUUCGCUAUCUCAUUCGACACGGCGCAGACGCCCAUGGACCCUUCCCCGCCCACCACGACGGCUACCCGUUACAUGUCGUGAGCAGCAACGGCCCCACCGGGCUCGUAAAAUUGCUCCUAGAGAAAGGUGCCGAAGUCGACGUGCGCAAUUCGAAAGGGUGGACGCCGUUGUAUUGCGCUGUGAGGCGGCUUCUUUCUACCCUCACACCGGACAAGGAGAUUGCGACGCGCAUACGGCUGUUGUUGGAUUACGGUGCUGAUCCGGACGCUGCAAGCAAGGCUGGGAAGUCGUCUAGGUUGUUGGCGAAGAAGUGUCGGGAUCCGUAUGUUCGGAUGAUGCUGUUGGGGGGGAAAGCGACGAGGGUCAGUGGUGCCAUCGCCCGUGACGGAGCCCAAACCGAAAAGGCCUCGCAAAAGGUCUCAGAGGCAGAAGCAGAAGAGGAGACAAAAGACGCAGCUGGGAGGGGGGCAUGGGAAUAUUGA